AUGAAAGUGAAGCAAUCUUACGAUGAAUUACAUGAAACGAGAUUUGAAGAAAAUGAAAUAGAAAAAAAGCUUGAAAUUGAACAGGAGUGUGAACGGGAUGCACCAGCUGAGUCUUCAAUCGAAACGAUCGCCGAUGCACUUCACUUUGAAAUAAACAUAAAUGGGAAGCCUAAACAUGCCCUAACGUCGUCGUCCGCGACGGCGUACAGCGAAGUCAAAACCUCAACGGUCAAGGCGAAAAGAAUGGCCACUGAAGAAAACGAAGAGGGGCAGAUAAUAAACCCCUUCACAAUGCUCCUCCUAAACGAUGACGCCGAACCCGGACCCUCCACUACCCUAAACGAGGGUGCACCGAAUCACCACCUGCUCCAAAACCAUUCUCUCCCUUCCAUUCAGUCAACGCUCACCAUUCGCCAGCUACCUUCUGAGGGCCUCUCCUUCCAGCUCUGGCCCGCCGCCACCUCCCUCGUCUCCCUCCUCGAUCGCCACCGCGCCGACCCUCUCUCCAGCCCCCUCUUCGCGGCGCUCCAGGGCCGCCGCAGGAUCCUCGAGCUCGGAUCCGGCACCGGCAUCGUGGGGAUCGUCGCCGCAGCCACUCUCGGCGGCCACGUGACCCUCACGGACCUCCCUCACGUGGUUCCCAAUCUCCAAUUCAAUGCCGACGCGAACGCGGGGGUGAUGGGGCCCAGUGGCGGGAAAUUAACCGUUGCGCCUCUGAGGUGGGGCCACGAUGAUGACGUGGAAGCGAUCGGGCGGGAGUUCGAUCUUAUUCUGGCGUCGGAUGUAGUGUAUCACGAUCACCUGUAUGAGCCUCUGCUAAAAACGCUGCGUUUGAUGAUGCUAAGUAAGGGUGCGGAGAGAGAGGGGAACGAGAAGAUGGUGUUUGUGAUGGCGCACAAGAAGAGGUGGAAGAAGGAAUCGGCGUUUUUUAAGAAGGCGAAGAAGCACUUCCAUGUUGACGUUUUGCAUACUGAUACUCCUUGCCAUGGAACUAGGGUUGGCGUCGUUGUUUAUCGUUUCGUUGGGAAGGGAUAG
Molecule: messenger RNA, 1035 nt
Organism: Sphenostylis stenocarpa
Lineage: Eukaryota; Viridiplantae; Streptophyta; Magnoliopsida; Fabales; Fabaceae
Source: the annotation of a GenBank genome assembly